AUGCGUAUGAGCUGCAACGGAUGUCGAGUUCUUCGGAAAGGCUGCAGUGAAAACUGCAGCAUAAGGCCUUGUCUUCAAUGGAUCAAAUCCGCCGAAUCUCAAGCCAACGCCACCGUCUUCCUCGCCAAAUUCUACGGCCGUGCCGGCCUCAUGAACCUCCUCAACGCCGGUCCCGAUCACCUCCGUCCUGCGAUAUUUAGAUCAUUGUUAUACGAAGCAUGCGGGAGGAUUGUGAAUCCGAUUUACGGAUCCGUCGGGUUGUUAUGGUCAGGAAAUUGGCAUCUUUGUCAAGCGGCCGUGGAGGCUGUGAUGAGAGGCUCUCCGGUGACUCCAAUCGCAUGCGACGCGGCGCUUACUGGUCAAGCUCCUCCUUUUAACAACAGCAACAAGCUCUUCGACAUACGACACGUGUCGAGAGACGAGAACGUCGUGAAGAGUCGGUGUAGGUCGAGCCGUGGUGGUGGUGCAUGCAAAGAAGAGAGAAACGUGAGGUCGUCGCUGAGUCACGAGUCGUCACUGAGUCACGAGUCGACGGUGGUGAAGGAUGAAGGGAGCAUGGUUUCGUCGGAGGAGACGACGAUGACGACGGAGGAACCAGCUUGGAUCGGGCUCGAGCUGACUUUGGGGUUGGAGCCUCCGGUGGCACGUGGGAGUCAUGUGGUUGUGCCGAUGAAGAAAAGGAAGCUAGAGAGGUGUGGCACGUGCGAUGAGGAGGACACGUGUAAGAUUGAGCUAGGACUCGUGUGUAGCGAGUGA
Molecule: messenger RNA, 756 nt
Organism: Microthlaspi erraticum
Lineage: Eukaryota; Viridiplantae; Streptophyta; Magnoliopsida; Brassicales; Brassicaceae
Source: the annotation of a GenBank genome assembly